AUGGACCAAAUCCAGCACCAGUACGAUGACAUGGCUACGUAUGUCCACUCACUUCGCCAAUCAGUAUCUAGCAUCGUCCUGUGGGCUGAGGAGAACCUAUCCCGGGACAUAUGGAUGCAGCAUCACCUCCAGAUCAUACUAUCUUCUCUUCACGAUGAGCUGACCAGGCUCCAUGGGAGUCUAUUUUUCGCCCACCGCGUGGAACUCGGUAAGACUGCUCACGCCAGAGGCGAUAGAUGUAGACUUGAAGAAGUUCCACCCCCAAUUCUGCAGACCUGCGAGGCUGCCAUCAACUUUCUCGCAGCCGACAUAGGCACCGCAGUUGCAAGCAACGAUGGGGCUCUCAUUAUCAAGCUAGCCUGGGUCGGCGCUGCCAUUUCUUUCUCCAUGGACGCGGCCACCUCGCCUCAAGAUGUGCUGUUGCGCCUGUCGUUCUUUCGCUCAGACCCCCCGGACGGGUUCCGAAUCCAGACCCAGGACCUCAUCGUCCUGCGCAGCUCACAACGCUCUGUUGAUUUGACGCAGAGACAAGGCGAUGCGCCCGUAUCUGCAGACGACGUUUCUCUAUGGUUGUCCCCAUUUCUGAGCCUCAAAUCUUACGAGCCGGGAGAAUAUUACCAUGAAAGGUUCGUAGCCGAGCUCAUGGAUAAAACCUAUCAGGGGCUCCCUCAUGCCGCCAUCGAAUGGCCUCUCCAUGCUGAGCACUUCUGGCCUGCUGUCAAGGACAAAGUCGUCUCGUUGUUUGCCCCAAGCCCGAAUUUCGGCUUCAUAAAUUGGAUUUUGCAUUUCGCCCGAGAAAUGUGGCCCGACGAGUUUGGCUGGCACAUACCUUCCCAGUAUCCUAUGAUUGACCUGACCGACGCUCUGUGCAGGGGGGAAAUUGGUCCCUUGCACAUUGCUGCAACCUUUGCAUUGCCCAGCUUAUGCGAUCGGCUGAUAUCCUCGGGUGCCGAUAUCAAUGAGAGAGGCGCUCUCGGGACGCCCUUGUGGUGCGCCUUGGUUGGACCCGAUAUUCUCGUCAACCACAUGGCCGGCAAGCCUUGGCACCCCCCGUCUGGUCGUCACUUUGCUAGCCCUAGCCGUUCGCCCACCAUCAGGAGGCUCUUGGAUGCCGGAGCUGAUUUCAGCAAUGGCAGCAAUGGCAGCGGGCUAGAAAAUACGGAAGACGAGCCUCUUUCGGUGUCUGGUAUGGCAUUCUGGGUUUCGCUGAAGACCGGAGACGAUUCGGUCCUGCAACGCAUCAUUCAGUCUGGGCCUGUGUUCAACCAGGGCCUGACUAGCCUUAUCGAAGAUCUCAAACUAGAUGAAGAAGAAACCCAUAUGAGAGAUCUCGUAUCGCGACUGCUGACCAUUCUCUUUGAUCAAUGCGUCCUCGCUGAGGCAAGCAUUGAAACUCAAGGCUUGGGUGCUGCCAUCAGCGAGGCCAUGUCUCGCCUCCAACUCAACCUCAACCCCGUAUCAGCCGACGGGAAACUGGGUAUCCCGGAUGAAGAGCUAAACCACCUGGCUGUUGCCGCUAUCGUCGGUGAUGACGCGUGGUCUCUCCGCCGAUGUGUGUUGGAUCCUCGGUUUCAUACAAGUCUGCCAACCAACAAAUAUCAGCGCCAGAACACACUUCUGCACAUCGCCGUUACGGAUGAUUUCUUUGAAGCUGUAGACAUCUUGGUCGAGGCGGGGGCCAGCUUGGGGGCUUUGGACGAAGAUGGUAAAACUCCUCUCAUGGUUGUCGAGAGUGUUGCCAUGAUGGAGAGGCUUGUUCUGACGCAUGGCGCCACUACUACACAGUCUGACCCUGAUGGCCGGACUAUUUGGCACCUGGCUGCAGCAACGAAUGAAACCGGACUCCUCGAAUGGUUGUGUCUCAAUGACCCGUCCAAAGACAUCAAUAUGAAUAAGGAAACGCUUGCUCGACGUACCCCGCUCGUUGAAGCGUUGCUUAGCACUGACUUCCUGGCUGACAAGCCCUUCAUCCAGAGAGACACCGAGCCUAAAGCCGCCAAGGUGCUUCUCAGGUACUUUGGUAACAGACUGUCGCUUUCAUCUGUCGAAAGACCUCUCAUCCACCUGGUCGUACCUUGGGGAGAUACUAGCUUGCUUCGCAGUCUGCGCGACCUCGGCGCUGACUUUUCUGAGCUGGAUGAAAAUGGCUGGACACCACUCCAUUGGAUAAACAUGUCUGCUACUCUGGAGUUCACUGAGCAGCUUAUUGAGCUCUGCCCUGAUAUCCCGUACAUGACAUAUUCCGGCCUCACUGCUGCCGAGACCAUAUUCCAGAAUACGGUUCUGCUGAGCGAGAUGGAGGAUGACGAACCCAAGCGAUCCUCGCACCCAUCUUGCAGGCGUGAACUGUCUAUGAGCGCGUAUAACCGACUCCUUGACCCCGAAAUGCUCCGGCAGUGCGAUGACAGGGGUGAAGGCUUCUGGCCCCGUUUCUGCAGGAACGUGUUGACGAAAAACAUCAAGACACAUGUGAAGGAGCAUAGAAUGACCCGGUUGUCAAUUGAAGCAGCGCUACAGUGCGUUUUGACAAAGGGCAUCAUGGCAGACUACGAAAGGAAGACUGGCCAGCCAGGUAUCAUGUGUUUGGAAGAGUUAGGGGCGGAAAGAGCAGGUAACAAGGAUGCGAUUCUACCCUUGACUAAAUUGCUCGACAGGUUCUGGAACGUGAAGCGCCUUCGUCGAAUUAUCAUCAAGACAUUGCGCAACAGUUCCAAUCUCAUGAAACGAUUGUUUUGGAGCACACCAGCAUGCCAGAGGUUGCUGAUUGAGUGCUGCGUGGACGAAGAUUUGCCGAUCUUGAAAUAUGUCUGUUCCAAGGGAGGUGACCUCGAACUGGGCGAGCGGCGUUACUCUGGGGUCACAGUUCUCGAGGCAGCGAUUUUGCACUAUGCCGAGGGACCUCAGGAACCCCUCAAAUCUCUCCUCGUAAACACGUCGGUGGAUCAGCUCAAUCGCCACCAAAUGGUUAUCUUGCGAACUAUUAUGAGACUCGAUCUAAAAGUAGACGGGCUUCCCGUCGAGAGUCUGCUUCAAUUAUUUAUUGACCGAGGUAUGCGCGUCAAUCCUGCAAGAGAUGAUGGAGAGUCGCUGCUGGCCGAAACCCUGAAAACUUUCCAGUUCGCGGCCGCGUCCCUGUUGAUCCGUCAUGGUGCUAGGCUAGACCUUGGUCGCGACGGGUACAAUGCCUUGAUUCAUGUAGCAAGCAAAGACGACACGAUGGCUCUCGAGUUUCUUGUCGAAUCGUUUGGCCAGCUAGGCAGAGAUGAAGUUAAUUGGGGUUCGCUCUACCUGCGCCCUGGCCUUCCCCCGCGAAACGUGCUACACGUAGCAGCAGAGCAUGCGAGCUGGGAAUUCCUGAGCGAGGCGUUGGAGACCCUCCCCCUGCUGAAGGAGCACAUCAACUUUGUCACAGAGGAGGGUGGGCCAAUCCAUGUAGCUGUGAAACGAGGAGAGGUUGAAGUGGCUGAGGUCCUGGUGGAACAUGGUGCCGAUUUGACGCUGCGUGACACCGACGAGUUGCAAGGCUACACUCCUCUGCAUCAUGCUUGCAGGCAUCCUGACCGCGCACUCCUGCUGUUGUGCAUAAUCAACGCACCUGAGACUCUCCAGUUCAAGGAUAAUCAAGGGAAGACACCGCUGACCCUGGCGACUGAGCUCGGCAACGACGUUGCACUGUCAUUGUUUAGAAGCUACGACUCAAUAUGA
Molecule: messenger RNA, 3705 nt
Organism: Clonostachys solani
Lineage: Eukaryota; Fungi; Ascomycota; Sordariomycetes; Hypocreales; Bionectriaceae
Source: the annotation of a GenBank genome assembly